AAUGAUGAAUGUAACUGUACUUUAUACCUAAAAUGUACCAAUAAACUUAAUGGGAAAAAAAAAACCCAAAGAGAACCAAGCACAGCUAGCUCUGAGAGCAGUCUCAGAUGGCCAUUGUGACAGCCACACCCAAGACAUAGGCAGGCCCACACUUGCCAGCAACCUAAACAAACCUGUCAGACCCUAUCCAAACUGUUGAAGUUUGGAUAGGGCUAAAAGUGAUUAGAAAGACCCACUUUCUCAGUUCGUUCAGUUUAAAGAUAAAGUUUUAAAGAUUAUGCACGAGUAUUUUCUCUCAAGGGGAGCAGGAAUGCUAAGCUGGGAAUGGCUGGGAGGGUCCUGUAAGGGCAGAUGCAAGUUCCGGGUACAGACAGGGGCUCAGGGGUCUGGGGGUGCACAUGAGGUGUCUCUCUCAGCUACUUGGAGGCUGAGAUGAGAGUGGAUGGCUGCAGUCAGGAUUCAAGGCCAGCCUGGGAAAACAGUGAGACUAUGCCUCACCCUGAUCCUCUCCCAAAAGGUCUCAUGGGCUCCAAAAAUUACCAUAUUUCUGAGGCUGAAUCAAAUACAUAAAAGUAGCAACAAAUCAUUCUCUGCUUCAAAGAGAGUUAAGUUCCAAGUUGCAGAAGUAAUUUAUUAGCACAGCUAAAUCUAACAGGGAAAACUUAUCAUGUGUUUAGAAGGCCAAGGUGGAAGUAGGAAGCUGAAGGAAAAAAAUACUAGGUGUCAUCAGUUUUUAUUGUAAAUUGUGUUGGUUCACUAAAAACAAAUAUUUUCCUCAGGAUUGAGUCCAUACCUCUAACAGAAUAAUAGUACAAAUCAGGAAUGUGCAAAUAUGUAUUUUUAUUAAAUGAUUUCAAAAUGGCUACAAGUAACAGUUAAAAGAGCUAUACAGUAUUGUUAGGUGAGAUUAUGCUUACAUUCUUGUUCACCUCACCAUUUUGGAAAAUAAUAAGAUAAUCUUGCCUUGAUUAAAAAAAAUACAACAAAAAGCUUACUGACAUUCUGUCAUACAUAUCUCAUACACUUAAUUAAUGUUUGCAAUUUAGCAGUAAAUAAUUUAGCAGUAAAGAUCCCCAAAUGCCCUUUUAAGUUAUCAAAAUGAUAUUUGCUACAUUUUAAAAAAUACUUUGAGAUAGUUUUAAUGGUGAGUAUUUAUCACCUUGUCAGCCUUGAAAAUUUGGGAAAUCACAUAUAAAAGUUAAUUUUCUUAAUUAGAAUGUGCAACUAACCACAGAAAACUAUUCUUUAUGAUAGCAUUCCAACAAUUUGUGAAAAAGGAAAUGUGGCCUGGGAAAAACAUUUCCUCUUCUCCUAAUACCUUGUGCCAAGUGUGUCCCUCACCAAUUAUAGAGGGUCCCUUGGGUCUCAGAACUUUCCACAAGCGUUUAGGUCUCUAUGACGAUGAACCUGCUUGCUGAAGCAGAAACAGGUGACAAGGUGGUGGCAGGCACAGGACAACCAUAGGGCAGAAGCUUUGGGUCCAGAAAGCCACACAGAUCUCGAGCAUUUGUGACGGGCUGAUCCACCUGGCCAGGAAUCUAUCUUCAGAGCCACUGGGGCCAGUCUGCCCCGAGUUCCCACCUCCAGGAACGGUUUACCAGGCUGGCAGCUCCGGGGGUGACAGUGUUUGUGAUGGGUGUCACUGCACCAGGGCCUGGGGGCUUCCUCUGGGACUCCACUUGCGUGGAUGCUUAAGCCUUCCCCUCUGGUGGCCUUUGGGGGGCACGACUCAGGUGAGAGGAGCCCCUUUUGCCCAGCCUUGGUCUCAUGCAGCCCUUCAGCAUCCCCGUCCAAAUCACACUCCAGGGCAGCCGCAGGCACCAGGGGAGGACAGCCUUUUCUAUCCCUGGGAAGAAGAGACACAGAGACUACAGCAAUGGAGAACCACCAGACAUAUACCAGAAGUUGCUGUCCAGCGCUGGAGAGGACAGAGCCAUGCUGCUGGGGUUUGCAAUGAUGGGUUUCUCAGUCCUAAUGUUCUUCUUGCUUGGGACAACCAUCCUGAAGCCUUUUAUGCUCAGCAUACAGAGAGAAGAAUCAAACUGCACAACCAUCCACACACAGAUCAUGGACGACUGGCUGGACUAUACUUUCACCUGUGGCGUGGACUGCCAAGGUCAGGGGAAGUAUCCAUGUCUUCAGGUGUUUGUGAACCUCACCCACUCAGGACAGAAAGCUCUCCUACAUUAUAAUGAAGAGGCUGCCCAGUUCAAUUCCAAGUGCUUUUAUACACCUAAGUGCCACCAAGAUAGGAAUGAUUUACUCAACAGUGUUCUGGAUAUAAAGGAAUUCUUCGAUCACAAAAAUGGAAUGUCUUUCUCAUGCUUCUACAGUCCAGACAGCCAAUCUGAAGAUGUCAUUCUUAUAAAAAAAUAUGAUCCAAUGGUUAUCUUCCACUGCUUAUUCUGGCCUUCACUGACUCUGCUAGGUGGUGCCCUGAUUGUUGGUAUGGUGAGAUUAACACAGCACCUGUCUCUUCUCUGUGAAAAAUAUAGCAUCAUGGUCAGAGAUGAAGUAGGUGGCAAAGUACCCUCUAUAGGACAGCAUCAAUACAAACUGUGCAGUACAGAAAAGAGGAAAGGAAGAAACAGGGCAAUCUUAAGAUAAUGGCCAAGUUAAAAUGUUGGCCUUAGACACUGUAAUUUCUGCAGUGGAAGAUCUAAUUGUGCCUGCUUGCAAACUAGCCACAUAAAGGGUAGUUAUUAUCAUAUUUUUAUGUGAGAAACAUUUUUUUUGGUACUGGGAAUCGAACUCGGGACCUUGCGCUUGUGAGGCAGGCGGCAGAACCACUGAGCUAAAUCCCCGGCCCUGUGAGAAACAUUUUAAAAAGCCUUCUUCUGUAUUCUACAAGUAUGUACAAAUUCAUGCAACAUCUUUUCUACUCCAAAUCUCUUCCCAUAGGCCACCCCACAGGCAAGAUGAGUUCAAGGUAGUUGUUGGGUCUAAUUUCAGCUCUAGUUGGAACCUGUCAGUAUGAAAACCAAUGAUGAUGAAGGUAUCUAAUCUGCCGAGCACUCAACUAUCAGGCUAACUCUAGGCAAUAUAUGUCACAUAAAAACAUUUCUCAUGAUGAAAAUCCUUAGUGAAGAACACUUCAUUCACUAUAGAAACAAUCAGAACAUUUAAGAAAAUGUGGGCCUACUGUUUUAUUAGUUUGCUCUUUCUUCACCAUUCACGAUAAAGAAGAAUGCUGCUACUUAGAAAAGUCACUAAAUUUAGUGGUUUGCACUUAGCCUUGUAAUGUACCAUGUAAUUUUCCUUUCCACAGCAUUUUUCUCAUUAAUUAUGCUUUUCAUACACUCACUUCACUGCACAUUCUGGUAAGAUUAGAAGCAUUGACUAGAAAUGUGAAGUAAGGAAAAGCUGUACUGGACUUCAAUGGGUACUUCAGAAAAUCCAAUUUAGAAAAGUCCAGUGGACAGUCAACAGUUGCCUAAUUAAUGAAUCAACCAUGGUUAUUAAAUGAUAGUGUUACAGGACUCUCCCAACAUGUGCUUUUCAGAAUAACUAAGCCGAUAUCUAUGAAAAACCAACAGCCAACAUCAUACUAAAUGGUCAAAAACUGAAAACUUUCAUGCUAAAAUCAGGAACAAGGCAAGGAUACCCACUAUCACCACUCCUGUUCAAUAUGGUUCUGGAAACAUUAGCCACAGCAAUUAGAAAAGAGAAAGAAAUAAAAGGA
Molecule: messenger RNA, 3682 nt
Organism: Heterocephalus glaber (naked mole-rat)
Lineage: Eukaryota; Metazoa; Chordata; Mammalia; Rodentia; Bathyergidae
Gene: Kcnmb3
Product: potassium calcium-activated channel subfamily M regulatory beta subunit 3
Biological process (GO): potassium ion transport; detection of calcium ion
Cellular component (GO): voltage-gated potassium channel complex; membrane
Molecular function (GO): potassium channel regulator activity; calcium-activated potassium channel activity
Source: RefSeq, a predicted model, not a curated record